Molecule: messenger RNA, 831 nt
Organism: Aspergillus luchuensis
Lineage: Eukaryota; Fungi; Ascomycota; Eurotiomycetes; Eurotiales; Aspergillaceae
Exons: 5
Coding region: 1-831 (276 amino acids)
Cellular component (GO): intracellular anatomical structure
Molecular function (GO): oxidoreductase activity, acting on NAD(P)H, oxygen as acceptor
Source: RefSeq, a predicted model, not a curated record
AUGUCUAUGAGCGUAGCUGAGUGUGCCCCGGUCCGUGAGGGAUACCCUCGCCCGUUCCCAAACACACCAACAAAUGUGUUGGCGCAGAUGCGUCUGAGCGGAAAGGUUGUCGUGAUCACAGGAGCUGCAGAUGGUAUCGGAUACGCAGUGGCUGAAGCCAUGGCUGAGGCUAAUGCCGAUAUUGCCAUGUGGUACAACUCCAAUGAUGCAGCCGUCGCGAAAGCGCAGGCACUGGCUUCUACUCAUGGGAUUAGAGCUACUGCUUACAAGGUCGACGUUUCGGAUGCGGAUGCCGUUCAACAAGCAAUUGCAGAUGUCGCCAAAGACUUUGGCAAGGUCGAUGUGUUUAUCGCAAACGCCGGAAUGGCUAUUUCCAAGCCUCUUCUGGAGCAAACACUGGAAGAGUAUCGGAAGCAGAUGUCGGUGAACGUCGAUGGCGUUCUCUACUGCGCUAAAUAUGUUGGGGAGGUGUUCAAACAACAAGGCUUCGGUAACCUGAUCAUCACCUCUAGCAUGAGUGGCCACAUUGUCAAUGUCCCCGUUGAUCAACCCGUCUACAAUGGCAGCAAGGCCUUUGUGACGCACUUAGGAAAAUCACUUGCUCGCGAGUGGAGAGAGUUUGCCCGUGUUAACAUUGUCUCUCCUGGCUUUUUCGAUACCAAGAUGGGUGCCAGUCCGCAAACGGUCAACGAAGCCUACCGAAUGGCGCCGCUUGGGAGACAGGGCCAUGUGAAGGAGAUCAAGGGAUUGUAUUUGUAUCUCGCCAGUGACGCGUCUACAUUCAUGACUGGCAGUGAUGUACUCAUUGAUGGUGGUUACGUGCUACCAUGA